AUGAAGUUCAUGCUUGUCGUCUUCUUUGCCCUGCUGGCUCUCGUAGCCGCAGAGAACACCACCGCCGAGGCGCCGGCCACCACUGUGGUCAUCAGCCCUGAGGCUCAGUGUGCCAAGAACUGCAACAACAAGGACGUGUGCUGCAUCGCCAAGUGCUACCACGUCCCCUGCCCCAGCAAUAGCCAGGCCAACGAUACCAACAAGUGCGUCGCCGCCUGCCCUCAGGGUACUGGUACUCCCGCCGACACCAAGAAGUAUGAGGACUGUGAGCAGAGUUGCUACGCCUCCCACUUCUUCCCCGCCGAUGUCUCUUCUACUACCAGUUCUACUCACUCUGAGACUACCAUGACUGGUACCCACACCACUGAGUCUGGCACUCAUGCCAGCGAGACUCACGCCGGUGCUACUCAGUCUGGUACUCAGACUGCUAUGGUAACCACUGCUUCCGGCUCUAAGACUACCAACGAGGAGUCCAAGACCAGUGGUUCUGCUACCAGCUCUGAGGCUAAGCACACCACAAACGCUGCUACCAACCUUCAGACUGGUGCCUCUGGUGCUGGUCUGCUCGCUCUGGUCUUUGCAGCCUUUGUUCUGUGA
Messenger RNA from Penicillium malachiteum, 597 nucleotides. RefSeq lists its product as uncharacterized. The transcript has 3 exons. Lineage: Eukaryota; Fungi; Ascomycota; Eurotiomycetes; Eurotiales; Aspergillaceae. The coding region runs from base 1 to 597 and encodes 198 amino acids. The record is from RefSeq and is a predicted model, not a curated record.